Messenger RNA from Monoraphidium neglectum, 3233 nucleotides. RefSeq names its product ESCRT-II complex subunit VPS22. NCBI's taxonomy places the organism in Eukaryota, Viridiplantae, Chlorophyta, Chlorophyceae, Sphaeropleales, Selenastraceae. Gene Ontology annotation, molecular function: DNA-binding transcription factor activity; DNA binding. Gene Ontology annotation, biological process: protein transport to vacuole involved in ubiquitin-dependent protein catabolic process via the multivesicular body sorting pathway; regulation of DNA-templated transcription. The transcript has 6 exons. The record is from RefSeq and is a predicted model, not a curated record. Gene Ontology annotation, cellular component: ESCRT II complex. The annotation marks the transcript as partial.
AUGCGCAGGCGACCUGGCAUCGCGGGGCUGCAGCGCGAUGUGAAGGCGCGGGAACAGUAUCGCGCGGCGGGUGAGGAGGUGCGGCGCGCGACCGCGGCGCAGAUGCAGGAGCAGAUGGCGCUGUUCCGGUCAAAGCUGGAGGAAUUUGCGUUCAAACACAAGGCCGAGAUCAGACAGGACCCGGUGUUCAGGGCGCAGUUCCACGCCAUGUGCGCUAACAUCGGCGUGGACCCCCUCGCCUCAAACAAGGGCAUGUGGGCCGAGCUCCUGGGGUUUGGUGAUUACUACUAUGAGCUCGGGGUUCAAAUACUGGAGGCCUGCUGGGCCAGCAGGCCCCUCAACGGCGGCCUCAUGGAGCUGGGGGCCCUGCGGUCCGCCGUGCUGCGGCGCCGCGGGGCGCUGGCCGACCCGGUCAGCGAUGACGACAUCACGCGUGCUAUCAAGAAGCUGCGGUGCCUGGGGGGCGGCCUCGACCUAGUGGCAAUUGGGCGCGCCUCCUAUGUGCGCAGCGUCCCUGGGGAGCUCAACUUGGACAAGAACAGGGCCCUGGAGAUUGCACAGGACAAAGGCUGCCUGUCCCUGCAGGACCUGUCGGCGCGCGCGGGCUGGGCGCGGCAGCGCGCGUUGGACAUCCUCGAGGCACUCCUGAAGGAGGGGCUGGCGAUGGUGGACGACGGCGCGCCCGGCGGCGAACGCCUGUAUUGGUUCCCAGCCCUCAGCGGCGGCAGCAGCGGCGGCGGCGGGGCUCAAGGGUUGGUGGCUGUGGCUGCGGCGGCUGCGGCGACCGGGUGGGUCGGCACCUUCGCGACCGCCGAAGAAGCAGCGCGCGCGUACGACGCUGCCGCCCUCGCGCUGCACGGCCCCGCCGCGCGCACCAACUUCCGCGAUCCUCCAGAGGCGCUGGCACAGUGCCCGCAGCAGGCGCCCAGCGGCGGCGCGCCGGCGCCCGCGGCGCUGCAGGCGAUGAGCAUGGGAGGCACGGACAUGCCAGUCGCAGGCGACGCCUCCUUUUCUAAGGCGCACGCUGCCGUGUUUGCCGUCGGCGCAAACGAGGAAGCAGCAGGGGCGGCGGCGCACAUCGGCGCACGGGCUGGAGCGGCGGCCGCGGCGAGGGAGCUGCAUGGGGUGCCCAUCAGCGUGCCGCCGGUGCGCACCACGAGCAUGGACAGGGCGCCCUUUGCUGCGCCCGCACCCUUGCGGAAGCUUCUCGCCGCAGCCGUCGACGCCGGCAGCCCCCAGGCUGGCGGCGACUCCCCUGCUCUAAGCAGCGCCGCCUGCUUCCACCUGCUCAACCGCGCGGGCGGCAGCGGCAGCUUGCUUUCAGGCGCCGCGGCGGCAGCGGCGGCCACGGCCGCGCUCGUGCGCAAGCGGCGCGCCGACGACGGGGUGUCCAGCGAUGGGGCACCGCAUGACGGCGGCUACGGAUGCCAUGACGGCGGCUUCCGCCACUACCCGCUGCUGGCCGGCGCGCAGCACCACUCGCACGCGUCUGGAUCUCCAAGCGCCUUCCACGCGGGCGGCUUCUCGCCGGCCCGCGGCCGCGGCGCCUCGGACUCCCCGCUCAGCGUGGAUGCGGAGGCGCACGCGGCGGCGCUGCGCGCAGCGAGCGGCGCGCGGCGCGGCUCUCGGCACGCGGCGGCGGCGCGCGGAGGGUCGGGUGUGCCCAGUGAUUGGGGGCCCCGGUCGUCGCUCGAGGGCGAGGAGAUGGACGUUGACGAGGGGGAGGACGAGGGUGGCGAGGGCGGCGGCGCGGAGGACAUUGGUGCUGAGGAGGAGGAGGAGGGGCUGGCGCAUGGCCCUGUGCUCCCAGGCGGCGCCAAGCACGCGGCGGGCGUGGGGGACGGCUGGGCGGCCCCUGCAGAGCAGGACGAGGCGGGCGCUGGCACUGGCGCAGCGGACGAGGACGCUCCCGCCGCCGCGGGCGCGGCGGAGGCGGCGCCGCCUGGCCUCAGCCCCAAGGACGUUGCGCAGGACCUGCUGCGGCGCGCGCUGCUGCUGCGUGAUAAUGUGGAGGAGGAGCACCGGGCAUCAGCGGAUGCAAAGGCACACGCGCAGGCCGUGCAGGCAGAGCAGGCGGCCGCGGCGGCGCAGGCGGCGCAGGAAGCGCAGGCGGCGCAGGUGGCGCAGGCGGCGCAGGCGGCGCAGGUGGCACAGGUGGCGCAGGCCGCGCCGGCUGCCCCACCUGCGCGGGCGCAGCCGGGCGGGGAGGCUCGGGUGUUUGAGGCGCUGCAGCGGCGCAACGCGGCGACGAUCGCAUCCCUCAAGCAGCUGGUCGCGGCGCUGGGGCCGCGCGCGGUGGAGGGGAUGCUGCCCUCCCUGACGAAGCUGCCGACAGUGCAGCUGCUGCUCCGCAGCAUCCAGCACGCAGCGCCACAGCUCGUCGCCGCCGUCGCGGCGGAGCAGCGCGCCGCGCAGCAGGCGCGGCUGGCGCAGCAGGCGCAGCAGGCGCAGCAGGCGCAGCAGGCGCAGCAGGCGGCGCGCGCGGCCGAGGCGCGGUGGGCGCUGCUGCAGCAGCUGCGGGCCGGGGUGCUCGCGCGGCGGCAGGAGCAGGCGGCCGCUGUGGCCGCAGAGGCUGCUGUGCGGGUGUCAGCGGCGCGCGCCGCCCAGGCACUUCGCCUGCAGCACGGCGCACACCAGGCCGGCCGCGCGCCGGCGCCGGCUGAGGGCGCCGACGCGGGCGAGCGCGCGGUUGUGGAGCUGCUGUCGCAAGUUGAAGCGGCGCGGGUGGCCGCCGCCGCCGCCGCCGCGUCCCCGAUCCUGGCUGCGGCAGCUUCCCCGCAGGCCGGCUCCCCGGCGCUACCGCUGUGGAGGGCAGCGAGCGGCGCCAGCCGUGGAGCUUUGGCGCCCGCCGCCACGACAAGGGCAGAGACCGAGGCGGCUGCUGCAGGCGGUGCAGAGCCGGCGCCGGCGCCGGCGCCCAUGCCUGGGCCCUCGCAGCUGCUACAGCUGCUGCUGGCGCAGCACAGGCUUCAGCAGAACCGCCACGUGCUGAUGGCAGCCCUCCAGCACCAAGCCGCGUGCGCCCCCCCGCUCCCAAGCCCACGCGCGCCGCUCUCACACGCUGAGGCGCCGCCCGCCAAGCGCCAGAGGACGAAUGGGCCCGGGGCGGCCGCCUUUGGGGGCGCGGAGGGCUUUGAGGCGGGCUGGGGCGGGGCCGUGGCGGAGGCUGCCGCGGCGCCGCCGGCGGGGGCGGCCAGCGGACACCUGGAUGCCCUCGCGGCUGCCGCCGAGAU